UGGAAUUUUAAUUAAUGUUAUAACUUUGCUAAAAAAUUUUGCAUGUCUUGUUAAUAGCUGUAUUUUCAUAAUAUGAUUAAAAACUAAUUUGUUUUAGGAAUCAGAGGCUCCAAUUUAUAUGAACCUCCCUUUGCAAUUUGGUAAAUUACCACCUGUACCCAAAAAUCACGAUAAACCUGUAAGAAAACUUAGCAAUGAUUGGUUUGAAUAUGUCGAAGAAGAUAGUGGACGUAAAUAUUACUAUCAUUCCUCUACGCGAAAGGUAACCUGGAAACCACCGCGGCGUCAUGAAAACAUGCAGUCUCCAUCCUCCAACAGUGAAUCUAAUAGUCCAAAAUCUAACAAUAGUUCUAUCAAAGUUGUUCCCGAACCACCACCUAAACAGCUAAAACCCAAGCUAAAAAAGUUGGUUCAUAGUAGCAAUGAAAGUUUAGAAUCUCAAUCAUCGCCAACUAUGUUUACCAUUUUACCACCUGGAUGGAGCCAAAUGACUGAUUCAGAAAAUGGCACUUGUUAUUAUUUUAAUGAAGCUUCCAAAAAAAAGGUACCAAAAGAUGUUUUUUUAUCUUUAAUACAAUAUAACUUCUAA
Parasteatoda tepidariorum (common house spider) is the source of this 589-nucleotide messenger RNA. Lineage: Eukaryota; Metazoa; Arthropoda; Arachnida; Araneae; Theridiidae. The record is from RefSeq and is a predicted model, not a curated record.